CCCCCGGACGACUAGAGGAAGUGGGGGACCUCCACCACCGGAGAAGGCCCGGUACCGACACCUGCUCUGAGCCCAUCCCCCUCGGCCGCUCUGGGCACUUCUCCCCUUAACCUCCUCGGGGGAGGGGCCGUGACCCCGGGCCCGAAUGAAAGGGACUGUGGAGGGCAGGAUGGAGAAGCUGCGGCUCCUCGGCCUCCGCUACCAGGAGUACGUGACUCGUCACCCGGCCGCCACCGCCCAGCUGGAGACGGCAGUGCGGGGCCUCAGUUACCUGCUGGCAGGUCGCUUCGCGGAGUCGCACGAGCUGUCAGAGCUGGUGUACUCUGCCUCUAACCUGCUCGUACUGCUCAAUGAUGGGAUCCUACGGAAGGAGCUUCGGAAAAAGCUGCCUGUGUCGCUGUCCCAGCAGAAGCUGUUAACAUGGCUGAGCGUGCUGGAGUGUGUAGAGGUGUUCAUGGAGAUGGGGGCCGCCAAGGUGUGGGGUGAAGUGGGCCGUUGGCUCGUCAUUGCCCUCAUCCAGCUGGCCAAGGCGGUACUGCGAAUGUUCCUGCUCAUCUGGUUCAAGGCUGGCCUCCAGACCUCACCCCCCAUUGUUCCACUGGACAGGGAGACCCAGGCACAGCCCCCGGAUGGUGAGCCCAGCGGAGGCAGCCAGGAACAGUCAUAUGUGGGGAAACGGUCAAACCGACUGGUGCGAACGCUCCAGAACACUCCGUCCCUGCACUCAAGGCACUGGGGAGCCCCCCAGCAGCAGGAGAGACGGCAGCAGCAGCACCAGGAGGAGCUGAGCAUCACCCCCACUCCGCUGGGGCUGCAGGAGACCAUCGCAGAGUCUUUGUAUAUUGCCCGGCCCCUGCUGCAUUUGCUCAGCCUGGGCCUUUGGGGUCAGCGGUCAUGGAAACCCUGGCUCCUUUCUGGUAUCGUGGAUGUGACCAGUCUGAGCCUCCUGAGUGACAGGAAGGGCCUGACCCGGAGGGAGCGGCUGGAGCUGCGGCGUCGGACCAUCCUGCUGCUCUACUACCUGCUGCGCUCCCCAUUCUAUGACCGCUACUCCGAGGCCAGGAUCCUCUUCCUGCUCCAGCUGCUGGCAGACCAUGUCCCGGGCAUUGGCCUGGUGACAAGGCCACUCAUGGAUUACUUGCCCGCCUGGCAGAAAAUUUAUUUCUACAGUUGGGGCUAACAGACAUCCCAGGAGUGGGGCAUGGGGAGGGGCAGGGGGUGCCUCAGCCCUUCAGUCCCCUGGGGCCCUCUGCCCUAAUAAAACUGACUCUGGCAGUA
Molecule: messenger RNA, 1278 nt
Organism: Miniopterus natalensis
Lineage: Eukaryota; Metazoa; Chordata; Mammalia; Chiroptera; Miniopteridae
Gene: PEX16
Product: peroxisomal biogenesis factor 16
Biological process (GO): peroxisome organization
Cellular component (GO): peroxisomal membrane
Source: RefSeq, a predicted model, not a curated record